AAGACUGUGAUAAGUAGACAGGCCUAGUGAACCCUGGCCGCCCCCUCAAAUUUACCCUAAUCGACGCCAAUCGUGCCCCCCUCUCUCUCUCUCUCCAAAUCGAAAUCUCCGUCGCUCACUUUUCCUUUUUGUUUAGUGUAAUUUCGAGUUAGAUUUGUUUUUAAUGGCACCGCCCGUUAAAUCGGCGGCGAAUCCAAUCCUGAGUCAGGGUGGCGGCGCAUAUCCGCCGCGGGAGAACCCGCCAUCAAAUAACUUGUGGAUCGGAAACCUAUCGCCAGAUGUAAGUAAUACUGAAUUGAAAGCCUUGUUUGAAAAACACGGUAAAGUCGAUAGCGUCAUCUCAUACCCGUCCCGCAACUACGCGUUCAUCUACUUCAAGGAAAUUGAGGGUGCGGACUCCGCGAAACAGGGUCUCCAGGGGCACGUUCUCCGUGGAAAUCCUUUAAGGAUUGAGUUUGCGAAACCGGCUAAACCGUGUAAGAGUUUAUGGGUGGCUGGACUUAGCCAAUCUGUUUCCAAAGAGGAAUUAGAGGAAAAGUUCGCCAGGUUCGGUAAAAUCGAGGAGUUCAGAUUUCUCAGAGACCGAAACACUGCUUAUGUUGAUUAUGUUAAAUUGGAAGAUGCUACUCAGGCAUUGAAAAGUAUGAAUGGAAAACGAAUUGGUGGUUCUCAGAUACGUGUGGAUUUUCUUAGAUCACAAUCUUCCAGAAGAGAGCCAGAUGCAAAGGAAGGUCAGUUUCCCAGUAGGAAUAUGGCCACUUCAGAUUUUCGUUGGAUGGGACAAGAUUCAUUGAACAGUUAUCCUGAGCCUGGUCUUUCUGGUUCCAAAAGGAAAAGUCAAUAUCUUUCAAUAGGAUCACAAAUGGGAGAUGCGCCACCAAGUAAAGUUUUGUGGAUAAGCCAUCCUCCUUCUGUUAUUAUUGAAGAAGACAUGCUUCAUAAUGCCAUGAUUUUGUUUGGGGAAAUUGAGAGGAUUAAGACAUUUAGCGACAGGAAUUAUGCUUUUGUGGAAUUCAGAAGCAUUGAAGAAGCUAGGCGUGCCAAAGAGGGACUGCAGGGCAAGCUCUUUAAUGACCCAAGAAUUUCUAUUGAGUAUUCCAGCAGUGAAUUUCCUGGAGCUAGAGGACAAGCUGGUGAAUAUCCAUUUCAACCAGUUCAGAUGGACAUUCUGGGUCUUAACCGCCCAGUUAUGCUGAGCAAUAACACUGCACGUCCAUCCCUUGGAGUUCGUGGAUCUGAUCUAUAUAUGAGGCAAUCAUUAGGUCCCCAUAGUACAUUUGAACCGGCACUUCAUGGUCCGGACUUAAUCGACUUGGCUUCUGUUCAUAAAUUGCAGAACCCUAGUACGCAAACUUUGAUGGGAGGACCAACUUGGAGAAGGUCAUCUCCAACCCCUGUAAUAGUCUCUUCACCUUCAGCAGGUUUUGGUGUGCCGAAUAGAUCUGCAUCUGGAGCAUGGGAUGGUUUUGAUGCUAACCAACUUCAGAGAGAAUCUAAAAGAUCAAGGUUUGAUAAUGCUUUGCUUCCUGAAGAUCAAGGAGGAUUGGAUGAACAAUAUGGGCUGCGUCCAUUAAGUAGCAGUGUAGCUUCUGGUUCUCUAAUAAGGGGCACAAGCGGUGGCCCUGGGCAGCGUCAUUCUGAAAGUGAUUGCAUAUGGCGCGGUCUUAUUGCGAAAGGCGGAACACCUGUUUGUCGUGCUCGAUGUGUUCCUAUAGGAGAAGGUCUUGGUGCUGAUAUCCCUGAUGUGGUUAAUUGCUCAGCACGAACUGGAUUGGACUUGCUGAGCAAACAUUAUGAUGAUGCUAUUGGGUUUGAUAUAGUUUUCUUCUUACCGGAUAGUGAGGAUGAUUUCGCUUCAUAUACGGAGUUCUUGCGGUACCUGGGUUCAAAAGAUAGGGCUGGUGUUGCCAAGUUUGAUGAUGGCACCACCUUAUUUUUGGUGCCUCCAUCUGACUUCCUCACUAGAGUUCUUAAAGUUUCUGGACCGGAACGUCUAUAUGGAGUAGUUCUGAAGUUUCCUCAAGCAGUGCCUACUAGCACAACCAUGAUUCCUCGGCCAAUGCAUUCCCAUGCAGAUUCUCACAAAAUGACCUCUUUGCAUGCAGGAUAUAGUGCUAGUCCUCCAGAAGAGAGGGUUUUGCCUUUGGACAAUUCUAGGGUUUUGCCUGAGGAUCCAAAAUUGCCUCCAAAAGCUUCUUUUCCUGUGACCAGCUCUCUCCCUGCACACUCUAUACCACCAACCACAGUAGCAUCCCAAGCUAGUUUAGCUUUGACACCUGAACUGAUUGCUACUCUAACUGCUUUGCUACCUGCUAACAAUGGUUCUUCUGGUUCACAAACUGCAUCAUUGCCUCAGACGCCCUCUAUGCUGGGUGCAAGAUCAAAUGUUGCUGCUGGGCCUGACACUAAUGCAGCCCUCUGGAAGCAUGAGCUUCAGGCCCUAGAUCACAAUGGUCAGCUUGUCCAACAGCUGGGUAGCCAGAUCAAUUCCCAAUUGCAACAUCUUCAAGUGGCUCAGUCUGCUCCUACAGCUUCAAACUCUACUGGCUAUUACCCUCAGAUGUUGAAUUCAUAUGGCCAAAUGCAUGAUCGCCCAAUGAAUUUGACACCUCAAGGUGCCACUUCAUCCAAACCAUUGGCUCCUUCGAUUCCUCUACAAAGUGGAUCAGUUUCAGUGGCACCAGAGAUGAACCAGCAUUAUCAACCAGGGAGUUCUCAGGAUGUUUUGAGGGGCCAGGGGAUGGAUAAUGGACCAGAUGCUCUAAGGUUCUAUAAUUCAUCUAAUGUCCAGCCACCGGUAUAUCCUGUUGCAUUAUCCAAUCAAGUUCAACUUAAUGGUGUUUCCCCGCCACAGCCCUACAUGCCGCAACCUUCUCAAGUGGAUGUCACGCAUCAAAGUCAGCCGCCACAGACUGCACCAUUUGGGGGGUCACAAGAAAGUGCUGAAACUGAGGCAGAUAAAAAUGAACGUUACAAGACAACGCUGUUAUUUGCUGCCAAUCUUCUCUCUCGAAUUCACCAGCCAUCGGGUAAUCAACCUGGACAGGGUGCAGGGGGUCAUUGAAAAUAUAUCCUCAAUCAGUUAUAUGUCACUAUCCGUCUGUCGAUGUGGGCUUGUAUCAAUGAAAAAUACCAGAGUCCCAUGUGCGAAUGGUGCAAAUGAUCAAGUAACGUUAAUGCGUGAGAUAAGUAUGUUGAACACUUUUCAUCAACAUGAUCUCUCCCGAUCACCUUCAUCUCUACCUUAAGCAACUAGCAAUUUUCUUAACUGAAGUGAUAGUGAGAUAAUCCAUUCCUUGACCAUUCAUAUUGAAGUAUGCUGCUCUCUGUACUCAAUACUACCUCCAGGAUUAUAGGAAGUAGAUUGUAAUGCUAUGUCGUAACAGUUAAAAUUUCUGCUGACAUUGUUGCAACCUGCACUGAAGCAUGAAUUCCCGAUAUGUCUUUAGGCUCAUGAUGUCUACUCUCAAUUCAGUCUCUGCAAUGCACGUCUGGUUUCCUGUUUCUUGUUCAUAAAUUCGGUAUCCAGCACGAUUCAAUUAGUAUAUGCUCAAAAUAUACAAGCCUGCUUAGGAUCUGGAUGGCUCAUCCGAGUUUCUCAUGUCAUAGCAGCUGUUAUAUUAGAAGCUUGGUUUCUAUGUCUUUUCUGGAAGAGAAGCAAAAACCCAACUCAACCACGUCCUAAUUUUCAACUGCUUUU
Messenger RNA from Sesamum indicum (sesame), 3700 nucleotides. NCBI's taxonomy places the organism in Eukaryota, Viridiplantae, Streptophyta, Magnoliopsida, Lamiales, Pedaliaceae. The record is from RefSeq and is a predicted model, not a curated record.